GAGCUGAUCACGUGACGUAAAAUUUCGCCAUCUUGACCGUUCACGAAGGCAGCGGUCUUUUGAACUUAUGACGUAUUGAUUGAAAUGACACCUUGUAUCUGUCAUCUACCUAAUGAGUCGUUCCAUGAAUGUCGUGUUCCUUAGGUUCCAGAAUGACGCACAUUCACCAAGACCAGUCUUGUCAUCCGGACUUGAACUAUGACCUCAACAGUGCUAAAGACUCUGUGAUGAGCGCCACCGGUCAGAGUCAUGAUUUACACACCAUGGAGGUAGACUUUGUGUCCAGAGAUGCCCUGUGUUGUGGCGAGUUGCAUGAUGCUGAGACCACCGAGGAGACCGUCACUUCGGAGCUCAGUCGUGGUGAGUGUGGGGAUUUAACCGAUGGACACGGCAAACCUGUUGUGAUGGAAAUGGAACAGAGUCGUGAAAAUGUCAUCGUUGUUCAGGGUGGAAAUGAUCUGGUCCUAGAAGGUGCUGAUUCGUCUUUAUUGAAGUGUGUAAAGUCGUUACUAGCUGGCGGCGGAGGGAACUCGUUAAUGAUAGUGACCAAAGACGGAGUACACAAAGAAGUGAGCUUAUCGUCUGACGUGCAUAUAAAUGAAAUUUUGCCAGCAAUGGAGUCAAAGGAACUUUUAUCCUACCCAGUGAACUUACCUUCCUCACAAGAUCCUCAUGUUGUCGUCCCCUCCACGUCCUUGACCUCACCUGUUAUCUCCACCGUGCCCAGUGCCCGUACAGCACCUGUCCCGUCCAGCGCAGUUCUUGAAUCAAAAGGUCACACCAACAAAUCAUCAAGUCAAUCUUUUCAACACAACAAACAAAUCAAAACCACCACCCAGCCUGUAAUGAACUCUCCAGAAAGAAGCAUCUCCACGCGAUCAUCAGCCGCUGCCUCCAGUGUUGUACCGACGGCUGCCCAUGGGGUGGGGAAAAGCCACAAGAAUCUCCAAGCUAGUCCAGCAGUCCCUCAGACAGGAAGUGCACUAAGUGAGCCGACGGUGAAGACGUCAGGCCUAGACACUCACCGGUCUCCCGCUGCCCAGCAGCUCCUCACCAUUGCCAAGAAAAUGAUGGAGGAGAAAGCUCUAGUGAAACCGUUGUCCUCUGUGGAAGAAACGGGAGAAUCUUCAUCUUCUCUCGGUGCCUCUGAUGUGAAAUCCACUUCGUGUUCUGAUUCCAUCAUCACCAUGUAUCUGUCUUCCCCUGAUGAAUUAAAGGAUAAGCUGGAGAAACUCAAGACAAAUUCUCCCGUGAUUGUCAUGCAAGCCGGUGAAGACUUGUUGGUGGGUAAGAAGGAAGUCUUGGACAAGGAUCAUUGUUCUGACAAUUCUGAGGAAACAGUUCCGUCGGGGAAGCAGUCCAGCGGUAACAGCAGCUCAGAGAGUCUUGUGGCAGCUCUGUCGUCGCUGUCGUCCAGCCCGGUGGUGUACCGCUGCGUGGAGUGUGGCUACUCCAGCCACAACAAGCACUACUACAAGCAGCACGUGGAUCUGGUGCACAACGCCGACCGCCCCUACAAGUGCCCGCACUGCGACUACGCCGGGAAACGAAGACAUGCCUUGUUGGAGCACAUGGUUGUCCACUCGAACCAGAGGCCGUUCACCUGUGACCACUGCAACGCCAGCUUCAGGAAGAAGGGUCAUCUGACAAAUCACGUGAAGCUUCACACAAGCCAGCGCUUGGUCCACUGCGGAGUUUGUAACAUCCAGCUGCCGGACUCGGAGGCCUUUGAGGCUCACCUCCGCAAGAUCCACAACACAGACAAGCUGUACAAGUGUAAGCUGUGCGACCACACCGUGGUGGACCGGGAGGCCAUGCUGAACCACCUGCAGUCUCACAACCAAGCCAUCGUCUACUCUUGCCCCAAAUGCCCGAAUUUGUAUAAUGAUGAGGAAAGUCUUGUAGCUCACAUGAAAUCUUGUCAUGAAUUUGUGUUUGUUGACGGCUCUUCCUCUGUGAAAGCAGCGUCCACGGCCGAUGUCAACGUUGUACAGCCAGAAGGGGUUGUUGCAGAAAGCCAGCCUGCCAACAUCAUGUGUUCUGAGUGUGGUUUUGUGUGUUCUAAAGCUGCGGCUAUGAAGAAACAUAUGUGGGUGCAUAUCAAGAAGGAGUCCGGUGGUGCCUCGGGGCCCCCAGACAAACAGGCAAGCGGUCCGGCAGAGUGUGGGGCCACGUUAGGCGUUCUCAAAAUGAACGUUAACAAAGGUCAAAAGUCGUUGCCUGAGAACGUGACCUACCAGUGCUCCAGCUGCUCCUUCUCUUCUAGUGACAAUUCUGUGUUCAUCAAGCACAUGCUUGCUCAUAAAACUCAGAACAAGCAGCAAAAUAUCACCCUUGCAGCAUUAGUGAAGAACCCAAGAAGUGUGGCGGGCUUUGAGAACGUGAGACGGCCGACGACUUCAAAUCCUUCAAUCCAGCAGGAGCAGCCGCAAGCUGCCCAGUCUGUCCCAGAGGUCAAGUAUUCCGGGGGCACAAACGUGCCGUUCGUCUACGACAAGUCAGCCGGGAGGUACCGGUGUGUCAUCUGUGGCUAUCACUGCGAGUUUCAGCGCACCAUCAAGGCCCACAUCUGGAAGCACUCGGGACACCAGAACAUCCAGUACCCGGUGUUUGAGCCCUCUGGGAAGACGACGGUCAGUCCUGCUGUGUCCGGGGUGAAGGGAGAGAGGAAGGAGGAGGCUCCUCAAUGGCAGCAGACGUCGACCGCAGGGAGCCUGGACACUGGGAGAUCCACCGGGGCCCACAACUCCAGCGUCAAAACUGAGGCAGGGCUUGUCAUUCAGCUGUUGCCUGUAGACGCAAGUUCUACCUGUUUCUUGAAAAACUCCAGUCAGGUCAACGCUAGUUCCCUGAAUAGUUCUACUCAGUCACAGACUUGUGCUUCAACGGAGAAGUUGCCUGAAGCCUUAGCGUUUGCUGAAGUGGACAGUGUGCCAAGCAGCGAUUCCCUGUCCUCUGUAGACAGCAAGGCUUUGGUGAAGCUCGACGUGGUGGUGGGAGAGAAACCUCAGGCCUCCGCCACACAGGCGGGCGGGGGUGUGGCUGGUGAGCGAGGGAACAUUGCUGGUGGCGGGGGUGAGCGGGGGAACGUUGCUGGUGGCGGGGGUGAGCAGGGGAACAUUGCUGGUGGCGAGAGUGAGCAGAGGAACAUUGCUGGUGGCGAGAGUGAGCGGGGGAACGUUGCUGGUGAAGGCUGCACGGAGCCAGGGGUUGUCGUAGAGAUUGUCGACUCUGUGCCGUCUAGUCUGGGAUUGACUGGAAUGAAAAGCCAGCAGGGGAGUCCUCGAGUCCUUGACCUUGACGGCAGUGGGAGUGAAGCAACAUUGUUGAAAAGCUUUCAGACAUACUCACAAAACAAAAGGUUGGCAACAAAUGCUGGAACAGAGGGAAAAGUGGAGGCUUUUGAUGAAGUGCAGCCUGGGGCAAAUCCCCAAAGAAAGAAGGCGUCUGUGAAGCAGGAGGAGUCUGGUGCAAAGGUCGGGCUGGAGCCGGCCGUCAGACUGAGGUGCCCGUCCUGUGACUGCGUCUUGAUGAACAAAGAAGCACUGCGCUCCCAUCUCCUCAGCUGUCAGAGUGUUUUUGACAGAGACAACGGUCAAGCUACUUUGUCUGUCGCCCAGAAAGAUGAGGCCUCGUCCAGCAAACAUCUGAGUGACCAUGAUGACACAGACACGGUGCCCACGGAGGACAGCGACGCCACAGAGUCGUCUGACGAACAGACGGGCCCCGGGGAGGGCGGAGCCUCGGGGAGUCAGCAAAAGACGGGGAUCUGUUCCUCCUUGCUGGCCGUGAUUGAACAGCUGCGAGAGCGAAGUCAGUCGGAGAGUGAGGAUGCCAAGACCACCAGCCACCUGCACAAAGGGGGGAGAAGACGGAACCGCCAAUCUGGAGACACCAGCCCUCUGACAGCUGAUGAUUUCCAGAACAUUGAGAAAAUCAGGGAGAACGGCAGUGACAAAUUUCGGUGCAGUUUGUGCCAUUACACCAGUCAGAGGAUUUGUAAUAUGAAGCUUCACAUGAAGACACAUCGGCAAAAGAAACCAUCCGAGUGUUCUCUCUGUGACUUUUCUUCUACGUCCUCGGAGGCGCUGCAAGAGCACAUGCUCAAACACUGCAAAGUUCGCACUUACGCCUGCAAGUUUUGUCCUCAAAGUUUCAACCACAAAAGUACGUUGAGAGCCCAUCUGAGGGCCCACAAGGACCAUGAGCCUUUCCUGUGUGCCUACUGUGUUUUUGAGACCAGCAACCCGCUGGAGUACCGGGAACACAUGCAGGUACACUCUGGCUGCUCGUCCCGGCUCCGCUGUCCUCUCUGUGAUAACAUAUUUGGCAACAAGGAAGAGCUGACAAGUCACCUUCUCAAGUGUAAAGGCUCCCGCAAGAAAAGUGAGGUCUCCGAAGAUGUUACAGCAACUCAGCAGAAGGAGAAAGAAGUUGUGGAGAAGGUUCAGUCCGAGGUCGGAUUGCCCGCAGGGACGACGGCGAUGGCAACGACAGCUCCUCCGACCCAGCACAUGUGCGUGGUGAGUGGCUGCUCCUUCACCAGCUCCAACCUGAAAGAGCUGCAGGACCACCUGUCUGUCCACUGCAACCCCUCCCUGCUGGUGUGCAACCUGUGUGACUUCAAGGCCCUGCACAGCCGCAGCCUCAAGUCCCACAUGAAGCGUCACGCCAACGACCAGCGCUACGUGCAGCAGCCCCUGGAGCAGUACAAGUGUAACCUGUGUGGCUACGUGUGCCACCACCUCCCCUCCCUCAAGUCACACAUGUGGCGCCACGCCAGCGACCAGAGCUACAGCUACGAGUUCACCAACGACGUCAUCAACGCCGCCAUCGACCACGACACGCGCGUCGACUCAGACAGCACCGAGGUGGACGACCCUGAACUUCUGGACCGCGUCAUCAACUCUGAGCGCAAGAUUCUGGAGGGGGAGCUCACCAAGUGCAGCAGGGGCGACGGACAGCGGCCGAUCUGCUGGGUGACCUUCCGCUGCUGUAGCUGCGGUUUUGAAACCAUCAACAAGGCAAAGUUGAACAUUCACAUGCGCUCCCACUCCGACCUGAUACAGCAGGCUCUGGAUGUCCCCAGGAAGUCGACGGGGCCAGGCAAACCUGGCACCACUCCAGGUCUCCUUGUCAAAACAGGGGAGAAGCGAGCGCUGACAGAAACAGCAAAUACUUCUCCGUACGUGUACGUGAAGGUGAGGAAAACCUGAGGGUGACCGUGUCCUGGUCGUGAUGGGGUAGGAAGAGAUUGGUGGCUUUUACUUUAGAAAGCAUUUUCUGUAUACCGGUAUAUCGUGACUUGGCUUCAGAAUGAUCUCAAGUCACAUGACAUGACUGGACUGUCAAAUAAACCAUUGUACUUGGUGUGUUUCCCACACCUGACUGUCAAAUAAACCAUUGUGCUUGGUGUGAGUUCGCCACGCCCACUAUAAAUCAAAUGUGAGAGCCUGAUGUCUACCCUCUACUGUGUUCCUGCAGGGAGAGAUUUGUCAUGUUAAAUAAGACUCCUCUUCUCUUGUACAAAUAUACCUCAUUGUUGUCCUGAGGUUCUUGUAUAUUUUGAAAUGGUGUAUUAUAUUGUGUGCAUAAUUUUUGAAGUUCAACUGAGUCCAUAAAUGUAGGAAUCUUGUUGAAUAAGUAGAAUGUAUACAUAGAGAUCUCUAUUUGUGCCCAAUUGGGAUCAUUUUAAGUUGUAGAAAAACUAAACCAUCUUAAGAUAAAGAAAACAGACUGGAUAUACAUCCAGCUGAAACAUACGAACAGCCUUGCCAUGGCUUGAGAAAGCCUCUAUGAGAUGUCAAUUGAUGUUGGAUAGUUUAUUGAGCCUAGCUGGAACAAGUCAGACAUUCAUUUCUCUAUUGCAUAACCUGAGAACUUGUACGUCUCAACGGUUUCUUUUUCUGAGCCUGUCAGGAUCCACAGUUUUCAGGUGUGUACCAAACUUCCUCUCUAGAACUCGAUAAUAAGAUAGAACAGUCAAAUGUCAUAUGGUCAGUAGAGAUUGUCUAUCCUGGGCUCAGUUCUAGUUCUGUUCAAUGAUUUGUGCAGUCGUGUGGUAGGAUUGCUCUUGUGUGUGCUUACUUUAACUGGGAACUGCUCUAGAGUUUACAAUUUGGGGGGGGGGGGCAAUUUAUUUAUUUGUUUUGUUUUGUCGCCCUUAAAAUGUCCUAUUUUGUGUAUUUUCUGUUGCAGGACAUUGUCAGGAGGAAUGCUAUUGUUUUUCUAUGUGUGCUUUUCUUGUAUGUUCAUAAUUUAUCAUUCACGAUACUGGAAGAACUCAGGCGCUCAUCAAAUUUUGGGCAUAAGGAGUUAUUUAUAUAAUCUUAAAGCCUGCUCAUUUACCUUACUUUUGAUAGGGGAAAAUAGCCAUUUAUCGUGAAUAGAAAUCAAGACAUUUGUGGUUGGAGGUGGGUUUGCCUGGUUUCAGAAGCAAAAUUCGCAAGAAAAUGUCCGUCAAAGUUUGGUCACUUCAAAGCUCCAGUGUCAUUUAAUUGAAAACUGGAAAUAAAAAAUGUUUGUGCUUUUGAUCAACUAUUUUAAUUGAAAUCCACACAGACAUUUGUGUUUUCGGUGGACAUAGAUGGUGUUGAGCCGUUACAAAAUUCUAGAAAAAUUGCUGUAUGGGCUGAAGAAUGUCAUUGUUUGGAGGAGCGCCCGAGGUCAGCACAAUGCCAUACAGAAAUAUUAUAUAUAUAAUCUCUCUCUAUAUAUCUACAUCUCUCUAUAUAUAUCUACAUCUAUCUCUGUUCUAAGGUCAGCUCACUGUUCCCUGUUGUCCUGUUCUAAGGUCAGCUCACUGUUCCCUGUUGUCCUGUGCAUGACAGACAGCUCUCUGUACCCUGUUGUCCUGUACAUGACAGACAGCUCACUGUUCCCUGUUGUCCUGUACAUGACAGACAGCUCACUGUUCCCUGUUGUCCUGUUCUUGACAGACAGCUGUUGUUAAUUUUCUUUACUGUGGUUAAACAAAGGAGCUUUGAACUUUUUGUACAUGGGAAAACUAUUGUCUUUUGAACUUACUGGAUUCACAAUCUAAGGAAAAUGAUCUGUAAAGGAUAUGAAAAUGAAAGUUUUUAACUCCAUACAUAUGCACAACAUAAGAUUUCCUCAAUGGUCUCUUCAAAACAUUGCCAUGGGAGUCUUCCCUCUGUUUGUCCGUCAACACA
Messenger RNA from Aplysia californica (California sea hare), 7172 nucleotides. RefSeq lists its product as uncharacterized. NCBI's taxonomy places the organism in Eukaryota, Metazoa, Mollusca, Gastropoda, Aplysiida, Aplysiidae. The coding region runs from base 129 to 5216 and encodes 1695 amino acids. Gene Ontology annotation, biological process: regulation of transcription by RNA polymerase II. Gene Ontology annotation, cellular component: chromosome. The record is from RefSeq and is a predicted model, not a curated record. The transcript has 3 exons. Gene Ontology annotation, molecular function: chromatin insulator sequence binding.